Molecule: messenger RNA, 1671 nt
Organism: Fragaria vesca subsp. vesca
Lineage: Eukaryota; Viridiplantae; Streptophyta; Magnoliopsida; Rosales; Rosaceae
Product: probable polygalacturonase-like
Exons: 6
Coding region: 179-1510 (443 amino acids)
Biological process (GO): carbohydrate metabolic process
Molecular function (GO): polygalacturonase activity
Source: RefSeq, a predicted model, not a curated record
CAGAGCUUUUAAGCUCAAACCGACAACCACAACUGAUUUAACAACAACACAACUCCUUUGGAGCUCAACUCUUGUACCCUUCUCCUUGUAACAAUCCCCAGAUCUCUCUUUGUACCUUUUCCCUCUGUCUUUCCUUCACCUCCCAUCUUUGCCCUCCCCAACACUCGAAAUUACCAAAAUGCCACCUCUCUGGUUCUUCCUUUCCAUCUUCCUCUCCCUCAGCUACUCCUCCACUGCAACCGAGCCGGUCACGUGCUCCGGGAUAGUCCCCAUGAAGUACCGUUACGAUAAGAUUUCGAUAAAGGAUUUCGGGGGCGUCGGCGACGGCGUCACGGUGAACACCAAGGCGUUUCGUGCGGCGAUAUAUCGGAUUCAGCAUUUGCAUAGGAGAGGCGGCACGCUUCUUUACAUACCUCCUGGGGUUUACUUGACAGAGAGCUUCAAUCUCACUAGCCACAUGACUCUUUACUUGGCUAGAGGUGCUGUGAUCAAAGCUACACAGGACACUAAAAAUUGGCCUUUAAUUGCUCCUUUGCCAUCUUAUGGAAGGGGGAGAGAGCGCCCUGGAGGCAGAUAUGUGAGCUUCAUCCAUGGUGAUGGAAUUCAUGAUGUUGUUAUCACUGGUGAGAAUGGGACAAUUGAUGGCCAAGGAGAUGUGUGGUGGAACAUGUGGAGGCAAAGAACUCUUCAGUUCACCAGACCAAAUCUCAUUGAAUUCAUCAACUCUAAAAACAUUAUCAUUUCCAAUGUGAUUUUCCAGAACUCACCAUUUUGGAACAUUCACCCUGUUUAUUCCAGCAAUAUUGUUGUCCGGUAUGUCACAAUAUUGGCUCCAGCUGACUCUCCCAACACUGAUGGAAUUGAUCCAGAUUCAAGCUCUAAUGUCUGCAUAGAGGACUCAUACAUAUCUACUGGAGAUGAUCUUGUGGCUGUAAAGAGUGGAUGGGAUCAGUACGGGAUUGCUUAUGGUCGCCCUAGUUCCGACAUUACCAUCCGCCGGAUCAGAGGAUCAUCCCCAUUUGCUGGAAUUGCAGUAGGAAGUGAAACCUCUGGUGGGGUGGAGAAUGUAUUCGUGGAACACAUAAACCUUCACAAUGUGGGAGUUGGCAUCCAUAUAAAGACAAACAUCGGCAGGGGAGGCUUCAUAAGAAACAUAACAGUUUCAAAUGUCUACAUGGAAAAGGCACGAAAGGGUAUAAAGAUAGCAGGAGAUGUUGGAGACCACCCUGAUAACAACUACAACCCAAACGCACUCCCAGUGGUGAAGGGCAUCACAUUAACAGACAUCUGGGGUAUACAAGUUCUGCAGGCAGGUCUUAUCCAAGGCCUCAAGAACUCCCCUUUCACCGGAAUCUGUCUUUCCAACAUCAACCUCCACGGCAUGCCCGGAACAUCAAGAACACCUCCAUGGAAGUGCUCGGACAUCAGCGGGGCUGCUCAUCUGGUGAGCCCUAUCCAAUGCUCCGAGCUGACCAGUGCCCAACACGCAAGUUCAUGCUCCAACUACUAAAACAAAGUUUGUGCAACUCUUCUAUAGUUCUAUUUUCUCCCCAAAACUUGGGAGAAGCGAGCUUUUAUCUUCCUUUCUGUAAUGCAAAAUGUAAUGUUCUUGCGCCAUUCAUACAAUCUGGCAUGUAAUAUAUAGGUUAUGCAUUCGUCGAUUUGCAUCAU